ACUUUGGUGAAGUUUAUAUCUUUAUUGGGAUUAAUCUGUUUAUUAUCUAUAUUGGUCUAGCUAUAAAAGAAGACCAAAAACUGAACGACCAUUAGAUGGUUUUAAAGGUCAAUCAUUUAAUAAAUUCAUAAAAGAAGAUGCAGGUGUUCAGUUUUAUCUCAAUUCUGUUGCUGUUUGGCAUGUGGAGUGCUUUUCCUCAACCCAACAGCGUAAGUGCAACCCCACUACCAAUAGACUGGAAUACUUUUCAAGUAACUGGUUGUGUAGGUUGUUUUCUACCAGCCUCUACUUAUGCCACAUUCAAACCAAUCUCCACUACAACCAAACGCUACCAUUUUACAGAUAAUGUACACACAUGGUACACAUUCAAACGAACCUCCAAAACAACCAAAGGCUACUAUCUUACAGAUAUUGUACGAUGGUACACAUUCAAACCAAUCUCCACUACAACCAAAGGCUACUAUUUUACAGAUAAGAUAGGAUGGUAUGUAUAGGUGAUCCUGAUGCCUGAGGAAGAGUGAUCAACUAGUAGGACACAAUAUAGGGUGUUUGGUAGCGAAUGGGCCAUAGCUUAACCUUAGAUUCAUGAGUUUAAAAUAGGUCGAUAUGAGCUAACUUACUUUAGUACUAAAAUUUAUAUUAAUCGAAACAUAAGGUGUCAAAGUUAAAAAAACCUCCGUUGAUCAAAUUUCGUGUCGUUAUCCCAUGACUGUCGGAAAAUAUUCAAGAAUAAAUAAAAUAAAUCUUAACUUUGACACACUAUAUUUCGGUUAUUAUCAAUUUUCGUAAACUGUAAGUUAGCUUAAUAGCCCAAUAAAUGACCGUUUUGGAGUGUAAUUUUCAGGGGCAACUUCGAAUUGCAUGAAAAUUUGGAUUUAGGUUUUACGUACCCUCCACUUCAAAGUUGAAUUUGUGCCGUUGGUUGCUUUUACUUGGGGGGCGAUAGUCACCCCUUCUCGUGGGGUGAAAAAUCUGUGUUUAAAAUAAGCCCGGAAAUGGAUAAAUUGACAGAUUAUGAGCAACUUUCGUUCUAUAAAGUUUUUUACGUAAGUCAAUACUUUUCGAGUUAUUCACGAUUGAAAAUGUUGAUUUUUCGACAAAAAAAAGUACGCUUUCAGAAGGUUUUUCUCAAAUAACUCAAAAAGUAAAUAUUUUAUCAAAAAAAAUAUUCUUAUCAAAAGUGUAGCUUAUAAAAAAACAAAAGAAAUAGUGUAUCAGUUAAGUAUAUAAAUUGAGUACAAGCAAAGUUGUAGCUCAUGAAAAAUACGUUAUUAUUCGUCUAAUUCCAAAUCGAAUAAUUCAACGCAAAAUCACCGAAAAUUUAAGCACUUUUCGGGAAAAGCUUAAUAACAUUCUUAAGUUAUCUAAAAAAAUAUUUAUAUUUGUUUUUUGUAAAAGUUUCUAGCACCAAAAAUAAACGAGUUAGGCUGAAAAAAAGUUGACUUUUUUGAAAAGUAUUAGUGAUAAGAAAAAUCUUAAAGAGUAAAAAAAUGUAGGUAUUGCUAAUAUUAAUAUGCUAGUUUCAUUGUAUUUUUCCGCAAGACAAAAAUUGGUUAAGAUAUGACUGUUCAAAAUUUGCAUACACUCGUUAUUAGUGACCCGUUCUAGUUUUUUCAACUAUAAGCCUUUCAAAAAUAAGCACUUUAAACCGGUGAGACUGACAGAUCAUAUAAAAAAUAGAUAAUUAAGUAAAUUGUUUUUAAAGCGGUAGCGAUUAAUUUCAUUUGGGGAGCUAAACACAGGGAGAUUUUCAUUUUUUUUACCAAAAAAAAAGAGGGCCAACUUUUAUUUUGAGCGUAACUUGGUUAUUUUUUUGCUAGAAAAUUUUAUAAACAAUUAAAAUAAAGAUUUUUAUAAACACUUUAAAAAAGUUUAAAUGGGUUUUUCCCGAAAAGUGCUUAAAUUUUCGGUGAUUUCACCUUGAAAUAUUCGAUUUGGAAUUGGACGAAUAAGAAUGUAUUUUUCAUGAGCUACAACUUUGUUUUUACUCAAUUGAUAGACUUUACUGAUACACCAUUUUUUUAGGUUUUUUAUAAGCUACACUUUUGCUAAGAUUAUUUUUUUCGGUCAAAUAUUUACUUUUUGAGUUAUUUGCGAAAAACCGUCUGAAAACGUAGUUUUUUUUGUCGAAAAUAAACAUUUUCAAUCGCAAAUAACUCGAAAAGUGUUGACUUACAUAAAAGAGCAAAAGUUACUUAGAAUCAGUAAAUUUAUCCAUUUCCGGUUUUAUCUUGAACGUAUGUUUUUUCACCCCCGAGAAAGAGUGACUGUCACCCCCCACGUAAAAGCAACCAACGGCACAAUUUCAACUUUAAAGUGGAGGGUAAGUAGAACCUAAAACCAAAUUUUCAUGCAAUUCGGAGUUGCCCCUGAAAAUUACACGGUAUCGCCGUAUUUCCCGUUCAUUUACUGGGCUAUAAAUCGACCUAUUUUAACUUUAGGAAUGUAAGGUUAACCUAUGGCCCAUUCGUUACCAAACACCCUGUAUAUUGCUAUUAUUUGAUUUGUAUUUUCCCAUGAAUUAUCUAUUAUUUUAAUUAUAGCACGGGAUUAUCAUAAAUGUUGUAUCUAAAAA
This is a messenger RNA of Diabrotica virgifera virgifera (western corn rootworm), 2575 nucleotides long. RefSeq lists its product as uncharacterized. The record is from RefSeq and is a predicted model, not a curated record. The coding region runs from base 138 to 494 and encodes 118 amino acids. The transcript is spliced from 2 exons. Lineage: Eukaryota; Metazoa; Arthropoda; Insecta; Coleoptera; Chrysomelidae.